AUGGCAAUUCGAGGUGGUGAAGUGGUCUUUGAGAGUGAUGAAGAAUCCAAACCUGGUAGACCAUGGUUAUACGAUAGAUCUAUAAUUCAUAAUGGUCGAACCAAUGCUUACUCUCUUGUAAUGGAUGGAAAACCGUAUGUUUUAGCACCAUUGAGUCCUAAAGAAGUGUGUGAAUUAAAAAGAGUUGUAAAGGAUCGAAUGGAAGCAUAUGAGAAAGAAAAACAAAAGUGUGAGAGUGCACAUGAAAAAGAGAAGGUGCCCAAGCAACAGGGGAGUUGUGUGGAAAAUAAUAAGGGGCAGGAGCAAAGAGUGGAGUUUGAAGAUGUGUUUCCCGAGGAGUUACCUAGUGGGUUGUCACCACUAAAGGGGAUAGAGCACCAAAUUGACUUAGUGCCGAGGUCAUCUAUUCCAAAUAGACCAGCUUAUAGAGUCAAUCCCGAGGAAACGAAAGAGUUGCAAUGCCAAGUUGAGGAACUACUAAGUAAAGGUUAUGUUAAGGAAAGUCUUAGUCCAUGUGAUGUUCCUGUUUUAUCAUCUGGUAUCAGAGCUUAG
Molecule: messenger RNA, 552 nt
Organism: Ricinus communis (castor bean)
Lineage: Eukaryota; Viridiplantae; Streptophyta; Magnoliopsida; Malpighiales; Euphorbiaceae
Exons: 4
Coding region: 1-552 (183 amino acids)
Source: RefSeq, a predicted model, not a curated record